AUGAUCGAUUUAGUUAAGACUGGUCCAUACGGCUUAAACCGCGCAACAGCGCUCAAGACCGCGCGCACCGGCCGGUCGAGGAACUAUCGUCCCGUGAUCGACCCGCGUCUGGACUUUACAUCCGUCUCUCCUAGUGCACGGCCGAGCGCACAUACCGACCCGGGAAGCAAUAGCCCAUGGUCAUCACAUCCAAGUCAUAUGACCAUAGGCCGCGCACGACCACGCCGCGCGAACAGGAAGGCAUCGCUUUUUGACCGCGCAACACAACCCAUGUCCCAUGCACGAUCGCACUGUCCGACCAGGAAGGCAUCGUCCCACGUCCCGAAGCCCGUUUUGAAGCCCGUUUUACGUGUUUUCACGGCCCAACUUAACCUAAUGCCACCUUUGAAGAUCUAG
This is a messenger RNA of Microthlaspi erraticum, 396 nucleotides long. The record is from the annotation of a GenBank genome assembly. NCBI's taxonomy places the organism in Eukaryota, Viridiplantae, Streptophyta, Magnoliopsida, Brassicales, Brassicaceae.